This is a messenger RNA of Aphanomyces invadans, 537 nucleotides long. RefSeq lists its product as hypothetical. The record is from RefSeq and is a predicted model, not a curated record. The transcript has a single exon. NCBI's taxonomy places the organism in Eukaryota, Oomycota, Saprolegniomycetes, Saprolegniales, Verrucalvaceae. Bases 1 to 258 code for a protein of 85 amino acids. Gene Ontology annotation, molecular function: protein binding.
AUGGAAGGCACGCCAACGAAGCAAACGAUCCAGGAGUCAUUCCGCGGCGCGUCCACACGCCGGACGUAUAAGACCUACCAAACGCAGUUUGAAGCGUUCUGCAAAAGUCGAAAGAAUGGCUUGAGUCCUGUGGUCGCAUCCUCGGACGACUGCACAGACUUCUUUCACCACCUGUACUCGUUGGGACGAAAGGCACGUACGAUUGACUCGGCCAAGACCGCUUUGGUGGCUUUCUUUAAAAUGCACAACGUCGAGUGAAUUGGUUUAAGUGUAUUGAACAAAUUCAGGUUCGACGACAAUUGCAUGAAAUUAUUGAGGCAACACCAAGUUUACCAAUUGGAAUAACUCUACACAGUAUGCGUCGUGGUGGUUGCUUUUAUCGUGUGUUUGAGUCCCCAGAGCGUCGAUUUAACUUCCGCGAGAUUAUGGCAUGGUGUCGAUGGGGCGACGCCAAGACCUGCUGUGAAUACCUUAUCACGAAGAGCAUCAGUGAUGCAAUCGAUCCACGAAUGUUGCUGGAAAGAUGCACCUCUGCUG